This is a messenger RNA of Symbiodinium natans, 261 nucleotides long. The record is from the annotation of a GenBank genome assembly. NCBI's taxonomy places the organism in Eukaryota, Dinophyceae, Suessiales, Symbiodiniaceae.
GACAUUUCUGGAUCUGCACUUCUGCGCGGUGAUGUCGACCAGCUGAAAGCCAUAGGAGUGCCCGACACCGAAGCCCAGCGUUUGGAGCGCCACAUCUCCGUCUUCCGGAAGCAGCUCUCUGCCGAGGACUUGGCCACACCUUCCAGCUCCAGAGUUUCAAUGCCCUCAACUUCCGCAUCGGUUUCUGCACCAGCUUCCGCGCCUGCUGUGGUCAAGGUGCGAACCCCUCGGCGGUCACUCCAAACUACUCCUUGCGCCGCC